Molecule: messenger RNA, 6074 nt
Organism: Homo sapiens (human)
Lineage: Eukaryota; Metazoa; Chordata; Mammalia; Primates; Hominidae
Gene: KRT40
Product: keratin 40
Exons: 4
Coding region: 2708-3577 (289 amino acids)
Cellular component (GO): cytosol
Molecular function (GO): structural molecule activity
Source: RefSeq, a predicted model, not a curated record
AACUGCUAUAGCAGAGAUGCGUGCAAAGUGCUCUGGGAGGAGCCACAUCUCCACAUGAGGCAGUUGAACGACGUUUCAGCUGAGUCUUGACAUGUGAGUUCAUCCAGGAAACGAAUAGCAGAAGAGCAUUUGACCAAGAAAAUAGUACCUACGAAGCUUGAAGGAUGGCUGGAGCUUAGGGUUUGUGAGACAGAACAUCAGGAAGUGAGCCCAGAAAGGUAAAUUGGCACCAGGUUAGGGAAGGUCAUAUUUGCCAAGGUAGAAAGUUUGCAUUCCAUAAGUGGAAGGCGACAAAAAGCAGGUUUGUAUUUUAGGAAAAUGAUUCUGGCAGCCUAGGUGGAUGUUGUAAGGUAAGAGCAUAGUAUUAUGCAAAAUAAACUACCGUGUUGUUGUCGGUUUUUUUUUUUAUCAUGGCCUUUCAUGAUGUCUAUUUCUUUUUCUCUAUUCCCAAUGUUCCUUUCUUCUGGUGAUGAUAUGCUAUAGAAAUUGUCACGGGUGAUUAGCAACUAUCUGGGGCUGGUGGCAUGGGGGUAAGAAGAAUUUAUCAAGAUAGUUGUAGGUAAAGAAAGGCAGAUAUAUUAGAGAACGUAUGAAAAUACGUUGCAAGGAAGCAAUGGGCAGCACAGCAGAGAAGGGGCUGUCUGCAAGGAGACAAAGGCGUGCUGGAGAUUUUACAGGAUGGUGCUUGUACUGUGUGCUGAAGAGGGUUUGUGUGGUACUGAUAACACUAAGGUUGCAGUGAGCUAAGUUACAUUUUUCUAUCAGCUGAAGGUCUGGUGAUAGCUGGGUGCAGGAAUAUUGUGCAGGAGGGCUAUGUGUCCUGGACCAUGAAGAAGGUGAGUCUUAUACAUUACCUGCUUUCUUUCUUUGUUUUUUGUUUUUUGGUUUUUUUUAUUUAUUUAUCACAUUGUGCAGGUUAGUUAUAUAUGUAUACAUGUGCCAUACUGGUGCGCUGCACCCACUAACUUGCUUUCCUCUGGUCCUGCCAGCCUGACUUCUUUUCCCUAAGGAGGACUCCACAGAAAUGAAUUCUGGGUGAUUUCUAUAUUCUACGAUGGAGACUAUAGCUAUAGAUCAUUAUACAACACUACCUAAUUAAUCAAGACCAAAAUAAAUAGUCCUACCUGCAGGACAAUAACCAGUAACAAAUAAUUUACAAUUAGAAAUUAGUUCCAGACAGAAGGAAAUAUUUCUUAUUUUACCUGCACUUACAUGACUGCAUUUUAGCUAACUGGAGCCUGUGAUGGACAACCAAAACAUGGGUUUUCUUCACAGAUAUUUUUCUUUUGACUCAUUAGGUUACUGUGAAAAGAUAAUUUUCUUUCAGAGAUUUGUAAUUUUUCAGAAGUGUUUUUGAAUCCUUGAACUCAUAUUUGUUGCAGAGCAGCGUCAAUAUACCAUGAGACACUCUAAGAACUUUUUGCAUAAGUGUUGAUGUGUAAAGAGAAUCACUAAAUUCAAACCCAGCUCUGCCCAGGGAGUAAUAAAUCCUAAGAGACUAUUUUAACUCACUUACAUAUGUUCUUCUGGUUUGGUUUGGUUUGGUUUCUACUAUCAGGUACCUAGGAAGUAGCACUCAAGAUUAGGAGAAAAAAUAAGUUUAUUCUGGAUCAAAAAUUUUUUAACUUUUUCAGAUUAAUCUGUUUUUUUCCUAUAAUGUUCUUAAAAAUUCUAGAGACAAUUUUCUCUAUGCACCUUUGAAAAUGAAAUAAAUGUAACGACUAAAACCAAGCAAAGUGAAAUAGAUUAUCCUUCACAAUGGAGGUGAAAUCCAAGAGAUAAUUCAAAAAAAUUACGUAUCUCAAGUUCCUGUCUGUCAGAUUUGGCACCAGAGAUUUCAUCCAGUGGAAUUACUGAUUUGGAACCUAAAUAGAAUUUUAUUUUCCAAGUUCCAGUAUUUUCAAUUUUCAUGAAAUUCAGGCCUUCAUAAAUAAAUAAAUAGGAGAAAACAGGCUCUACAUCUCAGAAGAAAAGAUUCCUGUGGGUUCCUUGCCCCUACUCUGAAGUAUAAUCAUUAAGGAAUUCCCAAGGGACUAAAAGGUUAUAACUUAGAAUUUAUAUUUCACUCUUAUUAGGAAUACAGGUAAAAUAGUAUAACUUAUCUAACAAUAAGCAAUGAGAAAUGUGGAGAAGGCAAGUUUCAGGAAAUCAAAGAUCAUAAUUCCAGCUCUAACCAAUUUAUAUUUUAGCCUGCAGAAAAACAAGUUAUUCCUAUCAGUUAUGUAAAGUGACUUUUCCAUUUGUACGCAGGUAGACAUGGUUUGCACACACACACACACUUUAAACCCAAUAUAUAGCUCACUCCUCCAGUCUUUAUCAGCACAUGCUCUGAGAUCACAAAAAGCAUUGAAAGAUUACUAAUCACACUGACCAUUUUUAUGGUGGUGGCACAAACAAAUAAUUGUCAUUUUGUGAGCUGUAAUACUAAUUUUAAAAGGGGACACAAGCAAUCAAUCCACAGAAUCAAAAUCUGUGGACAUAUUAUUUUCCUGAUUUGUAAUGAGUUGUAUCUAUAAUUAUUCAUUGGCCAAAUUUUCUCUUUCUUUUAUUAUUCUGUCAAAAGCACAAUGCUUCCUAUGACGAUUUUCUGAAAUAAGUGUUUUGUCUUGCACAUGGAAAUGGUGUGGGUCCUGCUUUGGUAACCUAAAGUUAUCCCUAUUUUAUGAGGCAUAAAACUCUUCCUCAGUAAAUAAACAACUCUAAUGAGAUGUUUGUACGAAAACUGGCACCAUCAGUGAUAAAGAAAACAUCCGGUGCAGUCUGUAAACACCCAUUUUGGGGGGUUAUAAAACUCUCAGGAGAGGAGAGUUUUGGAGUCAAGGCAACUGAAGUUUUGCAGCCAGUCUCUGUCUUUGCUUCUGGAAGGAUGACUUCUGACUGCUCCUCCACACACUGCUCUCCUGAGUCCUGUGGCACGGCUUCCGGUUGUGCACCUGCCUCAAGCUGCUCCGUGGAAACAGCUUGUCUCCCCGGUACCUGUGCUACAUCCCGAUGUCAGACUCCAAGCUUCCUAUCCAGGUCUCGCGGGCUGACUGGUUGCCUCCUGCCAUGCUACUUUACUGGGAGUUGUAAUAGUCCCUGCUUGGUGGGGAACUGUGCCUGGUGUGAGGAUGGGGUGUUCACUAGCAAUGAGAAGGAGACGAUGCAGUUCCUGAAUGACAGACUCGCCAGCUAUCUGGAGAAGGUGCGCAGCCUGGAGGAGACCAACGCAGAGCUGGAAUCCAGGAUCCAAGAACAAUGUGAACAGGAUAUCCCAAUGGUGUGCCCGGAUUAUCAGCGUUACUUCAACACCAUUGAAGAUCUCCAACAAAAGAUCUUAUGCACGAAAGCAGAGAAUUCUAGACUUGCUGUACAGCUUGACAACUGCAAACUGGCCACUGAUGACUUUAAGUCAAAGUACGAGAGUGAACUGUCCCUUCGCCAGCUGUUAGAGGCUGACAUCAGCAGCCUGCAUGGGAUCCUGGAGGAACUGACCCUGUGCAAAUCUGAUCUGGAGGCCCAUGUGGAGUCUCUGAAGGAAGAUCUCCUUUGCCUUAAGAAAAACCAUGAAGAGACGAAGAAACUGAGGCCCUUCUAAGUGGUGAAAAGAGAUUCAGCCCAGGCAAUCUGAAUCAAAAUCUCACACUUUUACCCACUGCUCCAAAAAACAGAAGUAGAAUGCCAUUGGAUGUCAAAUGGAUUUUUCCCCACCAUUCUGUGACAUUCUUUACACCAUCCCACUUUCAGGAAGUCAACUUGCUUCGUGAACAGCUUGGCGACCGCCUCAGUGUGGAGCUGGACACUGCCCCCACCCUUGACCUCAACAGGGUCCUGGAUGAGAUGCGCUGUCAGUGUGAAACGGUGCUUGCCAACAAUCGCAGAGAAGCUGAAGAAUGGUUGGCUGUUCAGGUCAGUACCCAGAUUGAAAAAAUGUCAGGCUUACAGACUUCUGCCUUUUUUGAAUUCUCUAAUGGUGUCUGUGUUUCAGACAGAAGAGCUGAAUCAGCAGCAACUGUCCAGCGCGGAGCAGCUGCAGGGCUGCCAGAUGGAGAUCUUGGAACUGAAACGCACAGCCAGUGCUCUGGAAAUUGAGCUCCAAGCACAGCAAAGCCUGGUGCGUGAGGCAAAGGCAGUGUCCGUUGUGUCACUGAUAAGUCAGGCCCUGAGAUGUUAAGCCCUCUUCCAUAUCCGAGGAUCACAUUUCCUUGCCUUUCCCGAGUACUGCCGUUUACCCAGCUAUUAAUAGAAGCAGAAGUGACAGGUCCACAGCUUGUCCUCUAAGAUGCCUUACCUUCACUCCUGGGCUUGAGUCUGAUGCUGCAGCAGCCUCCAGAGACAGGGAGGGAGAAGCAGAGCUGGAGAGAAACCUCCGGGCCAUGGUCGCUUAAGCAUUCUGGCAGGUUUUAAUUCUCAUUUGAUUCAGGCCAGUUUUCCAGGCUCACUGUUAUAUCUAAAACAAAGAAUCAUUUUCAAACAUUUCAUCCUACAGUUUCCCAGGAUCUACACUUCAACCUUAUCCUUCACUGCACCACCCCCCACUCAAGCAACAGGAACACCAUGCGUUCAAGAUGACAUGAACCAGUUCUGGUCAAGCACCACUGUGUGCAUGUCAUUAGGCCCUGCGGAGAACACCUAGAAGAACAAUAGCUGAGCAUUCAUCCUGUGAGAGGCACUAUGCUGAUUUAAGGCUCACAGUAACUUUACCGGAUAGAUACCUUUAUCCCAUGACACAGAUAAGGAAAACUGAGACUCAGAUUAAGUAACUUGCAAAGGAUGCAAUUCUAAGAGGCAAACUUGGAAGCUGAGUUCAGCCAGUUGAAUCCCAGAGUCUCUUCUCUCUCUCUUUUUAAAUUUAUUUUUAUUGAUAUAUAAUAUGCGUAAAUUUUUUUUACGUAGAUGUGAUAUUUUGUUACAUGCAUAGAAUGUGUAAUGAUCAAGUCAGGAUAUUUAGAGCAUCCAUCACCUCAAGUAUUUAUCAUUUCUAUGUGUUGGGAGCAUUUCAAGUCCUCCCAUCUAGCUAUUUUGAAAUGCACAGUGUAUUGUUGUUAACUGUAGUCACACUUCUCUGCUGUCCAACAUGAAAACAUAUUCUUUCUGUCUAACUGUAUGUUUGCACCCAUUAACCAACCUCUCUUCAUCCCCUUACCACACAUAUGCCAGUCCCAGCCUCUGGUAUCCAGAGCCUCUUCUCUUAAUAGCACUAUACUACCCCUCCCUGCCAAGAGCCCAAACUCAAUCUUUCCUCUCAUAUGUUGUGGAUAGUCCUUAAGCUUCACAAAUAUGUCAUGUAUUGCUGUAGUCAUAGUGGUGGUAGUGAUAGUUGACACGUAGAACAGUGGCAGUAUGGCUGGCACUGUUCUAAAUGCUUUACGCACAUUAACUCUUUUUUUUUUUUUUUGGACGGAGUCUCCCUCUGUCGCCCAGGCUGGAGUGCAAUGGCAUGAUCUUGACUUACUGCAAGCUUUGCCUCCCGGGUUCACACCAUUCUCCUGAGUAGCUGGGACUACAGGCGUCCACCACCGUACCCAGCUAAUUUUUUAUAUUUUUAGUAGAGACGGGGUUUCACCGUGUUAGCCAGGAUGGUCUCGAUCUUCUGACCUUGUGAUCCGCCCGCCUCGGCCUCCCAAAGUGCUGGGAUUACAGGCCUGAGCCACCGCGCCCAGCCCGCAUAUUAACUCUUAAUCUUCACAACCGUCUAAUGAAACAGAUACUUUGUAUUCUCCACUAUACAGAGAAUAAAACUGAGACUCACAGAAGCUAAAUAAUUUGCCAGUGGUCACAUAGCUAGAAAAGGGUAAGCAGGAAUUUGAAAGUAGGCACUCUGGCCCGAGAGACUGCACUUCAUGGUCCUUUGGACAAUGUUUCCUCCCGCAGACAGAAUCUCUGGAAUGCACCGUGGCAGAAACCGAGGCCCAGUACAGCUCCCAGCUGGCCCAAAUUCAGUGUCUGAUCGAUAACCUGGAGAACCAGCUGGCCGAGAUCCGCUGCGACCUGGAGCGACAGAACCAGGAGUACCAGGUGCUCCUGGACGUGAAGGCCCGGCUGGAGGGUGAGAUCAACACGUACUGGGGCCUGCUGGACAGCGAGGACAGCAG